Messenger RNA from Apus apus (common swift), 3547 nucleotides. Its product is annotated as heat shock 70 kDa protein 12A-like. The transcript has 5 exons. The record is from RefSeq and is a predicted model, not a curated record. The coding region runs from base 281 to 1894 and encodes 537 amino acids. Gene Ontology annotation, molecular function: ATP binding; ATP-dependent protein folding chaperone. NCBI's taxonomy places the organism in Eukaryota, Metazoa, Chordata, Aves, Apodiformes, Apodidae.
CUAGCACUCUCCAGGAUGAUGCCUGGCAUAGUUCAGAAGAUGGCACAGGCCAGGGUUUGCAAGAAAUAGAUGUAGACCAAUCAUUACAGCUGGAUGAAGUGGACAGGAUACAGGGACAAUUCCCAAAAAAUUAUCCCAGACCCGCAGAGUGUGAAGAACAGCAAAUGCAGGUGGCUAUUCUGCUGAAACCAACUUUGCAACAUACGGGUGUGGAGUUUUUUGAUGGAGAAGAACUCUGUGUUCUCAAGGUGCAGACCAGAUCCGCCAGGUGUAUUGGGGAAUGGAGCAUGGGCUCAAGACUGUGAAGACUCCCACCAGCAUCUUGUUCAACCAGGACAAGCUGUUUAGGAAGUUUGGCUACGAUGCUGUGAUGAAAUACAAGAGCCUGCCCUCCAGCGAAGCUGACAGCUGGUACUUCUUCCAGAACUUCAAGAUGAAGCUGUACAACACAAAAGUCACAUCUGGCAUGGAACUGAAAGCCAGCAAUGGAAAGACACUUCCUGCCCUGACAGUCUUUUCCGAAAGCCUGCGCUACCUGAAGGAACAUGCCCUGAACACCAUCCAAGAGGCCUCUUUCCAGAUUGUCUGUGACCAGGAGGAGAUCACCUGGGUCAUUACUGUCCCGGCCAUAUGGAGCACUGCUGCCAGGCAGUUUAUGCGGCUGGCGGCAAAAGAGGCAGGACUCAUCUCUAACAUGCUUUCUGACAAGCUGAUUAUUGCCCUGGAGCCGGAGGCUGCAUCACUCUGGUGCAAACAGCUUCCACAGGAAGGUUUUAUGGCAGACACCAGUGACAAGAAGAAGUUUGAAGACUCCCCUGGGAUCCAGUAUAUUGUCGUUGACUGUGGAGGUGGCACAAUAGACAUCACGGUGCACGAGAUUCAAGAAAACCGUUACCUGAAGGAGCUGCACAAGGCAACUGGAGGUGGGUGGGGAGGCAACAGAGUGGAUGAAAACUUCAUUGAUUUGCUCAAGGAGAUAUUCAGUGAUGGCGUGUGGGAUGAAUAUGUAAAGAAACACCCUACUGAAUUACAAAAUAUGAUGUACAACUUCAGUCUGCAGAAAUGCUCUUCUAACAGGGAGGCAGUGUACAUACGUUGCUACUACAACUUGACCAGGAUGGCAGAGCGCAAGAAGGAAAUCUCCCACUUCUUCAAAAAAGCAAAAGGUGUUGAGUGGUGUGAUGGGAUGAUCAAGAUUACCUAUGAGAAAAUGAAGAGCUUUUUUGACUACAGUAUCAAAAAUAUCAUUCGUACUUUGAGGGAAAUUCUUGGCAAGCCCGAGAUGACUAAAGUCCAGUACAUUUUGCUUGUGGGAGGCUUUGCAUCUAGCAUCAUCUUGAGAGAUGCGAUCAGCGAGGCCUUUGGCAAGAAGCACCAUAUUCUUUGUCCACUGGAGGCCCAAGCAGCCAUUGUAAAAGGGGCUGUUUUAUUUGGUGUCAAUCCAAAUAUUGUUACCUCCCGAGUCAGCGCUCGGACGUAUGGUCUAGCAGUAGCUGAAGAUUUUAAUGCUGCUAUCCAUGACCCCAGUAAAAGAAGGGUGUCAAAAGCUGAUGGCUAUGUCUAUUGCACAGAUCUCUUCCGUAAGUUGGUGGGAAUUGAGGAGUCAGUGGAUAUAAGUAAAGUCUCCUGCUAUGAUUUCUAUCCAGUAGAACCAGAUCAGACAAGAGCACUUUUUUCUUUCUAUUGUACAGAAAAGCAGGAUGCUCAGUACGUAGAUGAGGAAGGGAUGGAAUGGCUUGGCUCCUGUACAGUGUCAAUGCCAGACACAAAGCUGGGGAGGAAACGCCAGCUGAAGGUGUGUAUUAAAUUUGGGCUCACUGAAUUUAAAGCCACAUGUACUGACGUUACUUCCAAACAAAGUCAGGAAGUUGUAAUGGAUUUUUUAGCUGUGUAAAAGCUCAGUACAUCAAGCAGCGGAAACUGUAACUCAAGGGAGAACCUUGCUUUAGUGGGAGGCGAUAACUAUUACAAUAGUGAAGGCAAAUUGAACAUAAAGUCCAUCAUCCAGCCUUCUGCUCCCACAGGUAAACAGUUUUCUAGUGUGAUUCUCUGGCUCCUUCCAUUCCUCACCAACCAGCCUUUCAGUCCAACAUCUCUGUUUCAGUGGUGUCUGGCAGCAGGUUUGUCUGCUGCUUUAUCUCUUGCCCUUCUAGCUUAGCCCUGUUGUAUCUCUGAACACAAUAGUCCAUACCACCAAUGUAAUAAUCUGUACCCUUCUUGUGUUUAGAUACACAGCUUGUGGACUGGUGUCUAACUUCCACGUAUUCCAGCCUACAGCUAUUUCUUUAAGAGUUUUAUAGUACUUAGGGAUAUGAUUUAUUUUGUCAGAGUUAGAUUAACAGUUGGACUUGGUGAUCUUGAAGGUAAUUCUGUGAUUCUUUCAGCUACAUCCUCUCUUCCUCUGAAAUCAGGUCUCUUUAUCUGGAGUUCAGGUUUAGCUCUGCCAAAGGUGACCCUCGGUCUUAUUCACAAACCCCUCCACAUCGGGAGGGGGAGUCGCAAAAGUAUCCUGACAGCCGGGAGCCUCCGGGUACCGGCUUGCGACAGUGACAUACAAUGGAUUCGAGUUGUCUUUAGAACAUCACUUGUAUAGAUUGUGUGUAAUUAAAACAAAUCAAGAUACACUGUGAAGCAGCAUCUCAAUGUAGUCUAGGGACUACAAAAUGUGUGGGGCUGUUGCUUCCAUUAAACCAUUGGGUGGUUUGAUCUCAUUAACUGGGCUGAUACGAUUGCCAGAUUGUAAGGUUACAGACACAGAUAGUGCUUGUGCUGUUGCCUGAGCCCUUCUGCCCAGCUGUGGGUACUCUGUACAUCACUGAUUUGGGCUUGAUAUUUUCCACCUUCCUAAAAGCUCAAUUCUUUGCCUCCUGCUUACAGCACCUCUGCACAGGUUCAGCACAGCAUGGCCUGCCUGCUCCCAGACUUGCCCAAGGGUGUGAUCCUAUGGUGUACUGGGUCUGGCUGGGCUAGGUUAACUGUCUUCACAGCCACUCUUAUGCUGAAGUGUGGUUUAUGACCAAAAGACAACUGAUAGCACACCAGUGUUUUAGCAGUACUCCAACAAUGCUUGCACAGCAGCAGGGCUGUCUGGAGGGUGGCAGGGGGGAGCAAGGGGCUGGGAGAGGACACAGCUGGCACAGCUGACCCCACCUGACCAAGAGGGUGUUCUGUCCCCUGUAAACUCAUGCUCAGCAAUAAAAAUGGUGGGAAUUUCUCCAAAGUAGCUAUUGCUUGGAGACUUGCUGUGGCAUCAGUCUGGGACUACCUUUGCAUCACUUGUCACAUUUUUUUUUGUGGUUUGUUUUUUUUUUCCCCCUUCACUGAGGUUGCAAAGUUUCCCCGCUGCACACUAGUCCAUCUCGAUGCAAAUACCUGGUUAGUAGGUUACAUUGCAUGAAAGCUCAGCACUGGCAUCUUAAUUAUAACUGUGUUAUAAUCACUGGUAGCUAUGUACAUAAUAUUGUCAAUCAUUAAAACAGCGGUCAAAGGUUUAAUCUGUACAUGUACUAUGCCCUAUAUGUGCACAAUAAAAGUAUUCACAACAGAA